Gracilinanus agilis (Agile Gracile Mouse Opossum) is the source of this 1582-nucleotide messenger RNA. It is a transcript of the gene CALHM2, whose product is annotated as calcium homeostasis modulator family member 2. Gene Ontology annotation, molecular function: monoatomic cation channel activity. Lineage: Eukaryota; Metazoa; Chordata; Mammalia; Didelphimorphia; Didelphidae. The record is from RefSeq and is a predicted model, not a curated record. The transcript is spliced from 2 exons. The coding region runs from base 1 to 972 and encodes 323 amino acids.
AUGGCGGCCCUCAUUAUGGAGAAUUUCCGAUUCCUGUCACUCUUUUUCAAGAGCAAAGAUGUCAUGAUCUUCAAUGGGCUGGUGGCCCUGGGCACGGUGGGGAGCCAGGAGCUCUUCUCUGUAGUGGCCUUCCACUGUCCCUGCUCUCCAGCCAGAAACUACAUCUAUGGGCUGACAGCCAUCGGGGUCCCUGCUCUGGCCCUCUUCCUCAUCGGCGUCAUCCUCAACACUCACACAUGGAACCUGGUGGCUGAAUGUCAGCUCCGACGGGCCAAGAACUGCUCAGCUGCCCCCAAUUUCCUGCUCUUGAGCUCCAUCCUGGGCCGUGCCGCCGUGGCUCCAGUGACCUGGUCUGUCAUUUCACUGCUUCGAGGAGAGGCGUACGUCUGCGCCCUCAGCGAGUUUGUGGACCCCUCGUCGCUGACCUAUGGAGAGAGAGGCUUUCCCCGGGAACAUGCAAUCGAGGUCUUGGCCAAGUUCCCCUGUGGGGAGGCCCCGGCCAACCUGUCAGCCUUCAAGGAGGAGGUGAGCCGAAGACUCAAGUACGAGUCCCAGCUCUUCGGGUGGCUGCUGAUUGGCAUGGUGGCGAUCCUCGUCUUCCUCGCCAAGUUGCUGAAGCACUGCUGCUCCCCGCUGGGCUACCGCCAAGAGGCAUACUGGGCUCAGUACCGGGCCAACGAGUCCCAGCUGUUCCAGAGAACGGCGGAGGUCCAUUCUCGGGUGCUGGCCGCCAACAACGUGCGCCGCUUCUUCGGCUUCGUGGCCCUGGACAAAGACGACAAGGAGCUGGUCCAAGAGUUUGUUGUGGAGGGGACCCAGCCGAGGCCCCAGUGGAAUGCCAUCACAGGGGUCUACCUGUACCGGGAGAACCAAGGCUUCCCACUCUACAGUCGGCUGCACAAGUGGGCUCAGGGGAUAGUGGGGAAUGGCACUGGGCCGGACAACCUGGAGAUGGCUUUCCUGGCUUCCUAGUGUCGCCGGCAGGCUGGCCAUCCCACAGCUGUUUGAAAAUACACAGUGGUGACUUCUAAGAUCCCGGAGCUGCCCGGGGGCACAGAGGGGCCUGCGCCGAAACCCGGGACCUAGCAGACCUCGGUGGGUUCUGGGCGGAUCAGAGGAAGCUGUUUUUACUAGUGUUACUAACAGGCCAUCAAAGACGGCUGCAGGGUGGUGAGGAGGAGGAGGACCGCCCCUGGACGGUGGCCAGGCUUGGGGAGAACCUGGGGGGCAGCGCAGCUGGCCUGGGAAGGGCACUCCUGGCACGACAGAAAGUCUGUCCCACGCCAGCGUGCUGGAUCAGCAGCUUUGCAGGAUGUGUCUUUUCCAAAGAAAAGCAGCUACUUGUGCCAACUUCUUAAUCCUGGGACCCAGAAACAGAAGUCCCUUGCACGCCCCACGUGGGCUCCUUGUGAGACGAGAUGGCGGUUAACUUGUGUCUAACUGCCAGUGGGUCUAGACGGACCAUCUUUGGGAGGGGAAGGUCCGAAGACCUGGGGAGCCCUUAGUAAGCCGCUCUCCCAGGGUGCCCACUGACCUGGUUUUCUAUUUUUAAACGUUUUUGAUAAAACAUUUUGCUGCAACA